AAAAAGGAUUGGCAUCAUUGCAAUUUCAAGAAUAUAAAACACCCUUUUUUGAGUUUUUGUGGGGUGAAGCAAAGUAAUAGUCAUAGACUAUUUGCUCACUUUCUCUCUCAUCGCCUCACGACAUACCAAAAGAAAGAAGAGCUGUAUUCACAUGUAGUUGUUUGGCUGAUGGGGUCUCUUUAUGACCUGAAAAUUUAAUCAAAAAGGCUUUCUUUUUCCAUUUCUCUAACUCGCCAAAAGAGGAAAACAAAAUUUUCUCCUUUUUGUAACGCUCGCCGGAGGCCGGAGCUCAGAAUGGCCGGUGAUCAGGAAAUAUCUGCCCCAGUUAUCGAUGGGAACGAAGCAGCAGCUGGACACAUCAUAUCAACUACAAUCGGAGGCAAGAAUGGAGAACCAAAGCAGACCGUUAGUUACAUGGCGGAGCGCGUCGUAGGGACCGGAUCAUUCGGAACCGUUUUCCAGGCAAAAUGCAUAGAAAGUGGAGAAACGGUUGCGAUAAAAAAAGUAUUGCAAGACAAAAGAUACAAGAACCGUGAGUUGCAAUUAAUGCGUGCAAUGGAGCAUCCAAACCUUGUUACAUUAAAGCAUUGUUUCUAUUCGACUACAAGCAAAGAAGAGCUUUUUUUAAACCUUGUUAUGGAAUAUGUCCCCGAGACAAUUUCUAGGGUUUUAAAGCAUUAUAAUGAUCUACGCCAAAAUAUGCCUCUCGUUUAUGUCAAACUUUAUACGUAUCAAAUAUUUAGGGGGCUUGCUUACAUGCAUACGGUUGCAGGAGUAUGCCAUCGGGACUUGAAACCUCAAAAUGUUUUGGUUGAUCCUUUUACUCAUCAAGUCAAGAUUUGUGAUUUCGGAAGUGCAAAAAUGCUAGUGAGGGGAGAAGCAAAUAUUUCAUACAUUUGCUCACGUUUCUAUCGAGCACCAGAACUGAUUUUUGGUGCUACUGAAUACACCACCUCCAUUGAUAUUUGGUCAGCUGGUUGCAUUCUUGCUGAACUUCUUCUUGGACAGCCUCUAUUUCCAGGAGAAAAUGCUGUUGACCAGCUUGUAGAGAUCAUCAAGGUUUUGGGUACACCAACUCGAGAAGAAAUCAGAUGCAUGAAUCCAAACUACAAUGAUUUUAGGUUUCCUCAAAUAAAGGCUCACCCAUGGCACAAGGUUUUCCAUAAACGGAUGCCUCCAGAAGCAAUUGACCUUGCAUCUCGACUCCUACAGUACUCCCCAAGCCUUCGCUGCAAUGCUCUUGAAGCCAUGGCACAUCCGUUCUUUGAUGAGAUAAGACAGCCAAAUGCUCACUUACCAAAUGGUCGACCAUUGCCUCCUCUUUUUAACUUCAAACAAGAGUUGUCAGGGGCAUCUGUAGAGCUUGUCAACAGGUUGAUUCCUGAACAUGUGAGGAGGCAAAUGAAUUUACAAUUUCCACAGCCUUCAGGGUAAACAUAAUAUCAUAUUAUGGGAAAAGCCGAUUUCAGGAUUUGUGAAAAUGGGCGUAAAGGUCUUUUUACACAAGGGUAAAGUUUGAAGCCCAAAGAUCCAAAGUUUAUAUAGCUAGAAAUACAUGGAGACGAGAAGUGAAAGGUGUGGAGUUUUGGUUGUUUCUUGCUUGCCACUAUUGGGAGGCAUUAUACCCCACUCAUUUUGUAGGCAUACAAUAACAAUACUACUAGCACUAUGUUUUUUUUUUCUUUAAACUUGUUAUGUAAAUACCUCCAGAAACUGUAGGUGC
This is a messenger RNA of Lactuca virosa, 1723 nucleotides long. The record is from the annotation of a GenBank genome assembly. Lineage: Eukaryota; Viridiplantae; Streptophyta; Magnoliopsida; Asterales; Asteraceae.